CCUCUGUAUUCCCAGGACUGUCCAGAGGAGAAGCUCCCGGAGAACCCUCAGAUGAAAAAUCAGGGGGAAGAUCUGACUGAUAUUAAAGUGGAGGAUGAAGAAGAGCGGAUGAUGGUUGAUCCCCCGUGUAACAGUGAGGUGGAGGAGGACAUUCCAGGAGAUGUUACCACAGAAAACCCUAAUUCUGAUGGAAUGUUCAUGUUAUCACUAAAUAAUGAAGCAGAAGAUGAAGAUAUCAUGCAGCACUUUUCAGGAGAAAACCUAAUUUCCCUUAAUGUACAUCCAGGACUUAACAGUACAGAUCUAUCAUAUAAUCCCCCUAAUGAUGAGGGACCUUCUCCUGACCAAUCACAGAUUGUUACCACAAGUGCAGAUCAGAAAGGGGGUGAAAGAUUGCUCUGUAGUAAACCGUUCUCAUGGGAGAAACCAUACUCCUGUUCAGAAUGUGGAAAAUGUUUCGCGAAGGAAUCACAUCUUGUUACACAUGAGAGAAGUCACACAGGGGAGAAACCGUAUUCAUGUUCAGAAUGUGGGAAAUGUUUUACAGAUAAAUCAAAUCUUGUUAGACAUCAGAGAAAUCACACAGGAGAGAAACCGUAUUCAUGUUCAGAAUGUGGGAAAUGUUUUGCACAAAAAUCACAUCUUGUUAACCAUGAGCGAACUCACACAGGAGUGAAGCCAUAUUCAUGUUCAGAAUGUGGGAAAUGUUUUCCACAAAAAUCAAGUCUUAUUAUACAUGAGAAAAGUCACACAGAAGAGAAGCCAUAUUUAUGUUCUGAAUGUGGAAAAUAUUUUAGAGUUAAAUCAAAUCUUGUUAGACAUCAGAGAAAUCACACAGGAGAGAAACCAUAUUCAUGUUCAGAAUGUGGGAAAUGUUUUGCACAAAAAUCACAUCUUGUUAACCAUGAGCGAACUCACACAGGAGUGAAGCCAUAUUCAUGUUCAGAAUGUGGGAAAUGUUUUGCACAAAUAUCAAGUCUUAUUAUACAUGAGAAAAGUCACACAGAAGAAAAGCCAUAUUCAUGUUCUGAAUGUGGUAAAUGUUUUAGAAUUAAAUCAAAUCUUGUUACACAUCAGAGAAUUCACACAGGAGAGAGGCUGUAUUCAUGUUCAAUGUGUGGCAAAUGUUUUACACAAAAAUCAGUUCUUGUUAUACACGAGAGAUGUCACACAGGAGACAAAUCAUAUUCAUGUUCACAAUGUGGGAAGUGCUUUUCAGAGAAAUCAAGUCUCGUUAGACAUGAGAGAAGUCACACAGGAGAGAAAUUAUAUUCAUGUUUACAAUGUGCGAAGUGCUUUUCAGAGAAAUCAAGUCUCGUUAGACAUGAGAGAAGUCACACAGGAGAGAAACCAUUUUGACAUAUUUUAUUGAUCUCUCCAGUCAUUAUGAAAAAUACAAACAUUCCUCGGACCUGUUCAAGAAAGAUGGUUUUGUUAAUACUUGCGCAACCGUGCACCACUCAUGCUACCAUUCUUGCUGCACUUGCACAGGCUGUGUGCUCUUCUGCUUGGGUCCCAAGCAGUGUUCCCUCUAAGUUGCGUGGGUGAGCCUCACCCUGCUUGCAAAAAAUGCCCACACUUGCUCACACUUAUGAUGAGUCUGACUUCUUCAAAACUUCCUCCUGUGCGGCUCAGCGGGGCGCCGCCUACCGCAUAUUCCUGCGCUACUGCUGCCUCCUCCUUUCCUCCUGACCGAAGAGGAGGAGCAGCAGUGCACAGGGAGAGGUAACAUGGGAGUGGCGUUGGCGGCAGCACCAUCUUAGAAGCUAGAAUCCAUCCUGAGACUGAGAGCUUCCUGCUGCGCCUGCUACAUAAGUAUGCUGGGGACAGACCUGGAGGGCAUGCUGCUGCAGAACACAAGGGGUGAAAUCACUGGCAGGAACACACCAUCCCAUCCCAAUGAUAGACUAUCACUGGGAUGGUGUGUUCCUGCCAGUGGUUUCACCCCUUGUGCUCUGCAGCAGCAUGCCCUCCACCUAUAUACAGCCCACAACUAUAUACUGCCUAUAUCUAUAUACAGCCUA
This is a messenger RNA of Bufo gargarizans (Asiatic toad), 2024 nucleotides long. Its product is annotated as oocyte zinc finger protein XlCOF6.1-like. Gene Ontology annotation, molecular function: DNA-binding transcription factor activity, RNA polymerase II-specific; RNA polymerase II transcription regulatory region sequence-specific DNA binding. Bases 52 to 1359 code for a protein of 435 amino acids. NCBI's taxonomy places the organism in Eukaryota, Metazoa, Chordata, Amphibia, Anura, Bufonidae. Gene Ontology annotation, biological process: regulation of transcription by RNA polymerase II. Gene Ontology annotation, cellular component: nucleus. The record is from RefSeq and is a predicted model, not a curated record. The transcript has 3 exons.